Messenger RNA from Helicoverpa armigera (cotton bollworm), 2269 nucleotides. RefSeq names its product ATP-dependent RNA helicase p62 (gene Rm62). The record is from RefSeq and is a predicted model, not a curated record. Gene Ontology annotation, molecular function: ATP binding; RNA binding; RNA helicase activity. The transcript has 6 exons. Gene Ontology annotation, cellular component: nucleus; ribonucleoprotein complex; cytoplasm. Bases 152 to 1831 code for a protein of 559 amino acids. NCBI's taxonomy places the organism in Eukaryota, Metazoa, Arthropoda, Insecta, Lepidoptera, Noctuidae.
GAUUUCAUGUUUUCGUUCAGGUUCAGAACCAAACCGUUCUUCACUUCACAAAUCGCUCCUUUCGGCGAUAGCAGUGGUCAAGGUCGACCCUGCUACUUAAAAAUAAUCUUGAAUUACUUUUAACAUCGUGGAAUAAAUCACAUCCAGCAAAAUGUCUAGUAGUUGGAACAAUAGCCGUGGUGGAAGCGGUGGUUCCAAAUUUGGCGGAGAAAGGAAGUUCGGGAGCAGCAACGGCUCAUCACGAUUCAGUAAUGGAGGAUCAAAGUUCGGCGGUAGCGGAGGCGGCGGUGGCAACAGAUUUGGUGGUUCUGGCGGCGGUUUUGGCGGCGGCGGUGGCAAGAAAGACUUCACUGGCGGUCAAAACAUGCGCCGGCCCAACUGGGAUACUAUGUCUCUGCAACCAUUCAACAAAGAUUUCUACAACCCACACCCAACAGUUCUAAACAGAUCACCCUAUGAGGUAGAGGAAUACAGAAGCAAAUUUGAGAUCACUGUAAGUGGGCUGGAUAUCCCAAACCCCAUUCAGAAUUUUGAUGAAGCCAAUUUCCCUGAUUAUGUCAAUCAAAGCAUAACCAACAUGGGAUACAAGGACCCAACACCUAUCCAAGCACAAGGCUGGCCUAUUGCUAUGUCUGGAAAGAACUUGGUAGGCAUUGCCCAGACUGGCUCAGGAAAAACUCUGGCUUACAUUUUACCUGCUAUUGUGCAUAUCAACAACCAGCCCCCUAUUAGGCGGGGUGAUGGUCCCAUUGCUUUGGUUCUUGCACCAACUCGUGAAUUAGCACAACAAAUCCAACAAGUUGCUUCUGACUUUGGUAACUCUGCCUAUGUCCGCAACACUUGUGUAUUUGGUGGUGCACCCAAGAGAGAGCAAGGCCGUGACUUAGAACGGGGAGUAGAAAUUGUAAUUGCUACUCCUGGUAGAUUGAUUGAUUUCUUAGAAAAGGGUACCACAAAUUUGCAGAGAUGCACAUAUUUGGUCCUAGAUGAAGCUGACCGUAUGUUGGACAUGGGUUUUGAACCCCAAAUUAGAAAAAUCAUUGAACAGAUUCGCCCUGAUAGACAAACUUUGAUGUGGUCAGCAACAUGGCCGAAGGAAGUAAGAAAAUUAGCUGAAGACUACCUGGGAGAUUACCUCCAAAUUAACAUUGGAUCUCUACAGUUAUCAGCUAACCACAACAUCUUACAAAUUGUAGAUGUUUGCCAGGAACAUGAAAAAGAAAACAAAUUAAAUGUACUUUUACAAGAAAUAGGACAGAGUCAAGAGCCUGGUGCCAAAACAAUUAUCUUUGUAGAAACUAAGAGGAAAGUAGAAAAUAUCACUAGGAAUAUAAGACGAUAUGGAUGGCCUGCAGUUUGUAUGCACGGUGACAAAACUCAACAGGAGAGAGAUGAAACACUAUAUCAAUUUAAGCAAGGCCGUGCCAGUAUACUUGUUGCAACUGAUGUUGCAGCCAGAGGACUUGAUGUUGAUGGAAUAAAAUACGUUAUUAACUUUGAUUAUCCUAACUCAUCUGAGGAUUACAUUCACCGGAUUGGCAGAACAGGACGUUCAAAAUCAAAAGGCACAUCUUACGCCUUCUUUACACCCUCCAACUCUCGUCAAGCCAAAGACCUGGUGUCAGUUCUACAAGAAGCUAAUCAGGUGGUGAACCCUCAACUCCAAACCAUGGCCGACCGCUGCGGCGGUGGCGGCGGAGGCUGGAACAGAAACAGAUACGGGGGUGGCCGCGGAGGCGGCGGUUCCUUCAAACGUGGAAGCAACUUCGGUAGGGGAAAUGGUGGCGGCAGCAACGGUGGUGCAGGCCACAAGAGAUUUAAUGACUAUUAAUUUUAAAGUACAAAGUAAUUAAUUAGUAGCAAUCCUCAUACGAGUACUUGUGUGGAAUUUAGUGUUAAGGCGUGUAGAAAUGCUGAUUGGUUGAUAUUGCAGUUUGUGGUUGCAUAACAGGCUAGAUUCGAGUUUAAUUGAAUAUUGUCUACUAGCAUCUUGAACAUCCCUGAAUGUACUAAGCAUAUUUUGUUUACACUGUGAUAUUUUUUUAAUCUGUGAUUCCGCAGAGGAUUAGCUAAUUUAUAGUGCUACUAAGACAGUACCUUACAGUAUUUGUCUUGUGGAGGACUUGCUCUCAACUAUUUAUUUAAUUUAAAUAAUUUUCAGGAAUAUCUCAAUAAGCAUGAGAUAAUAUUUCAUCACUUGUGCUCGUCAUUCCAUGCCCCUUCCCGAUAACAUGUAAUAAUAAAUAAUCAAUAAAUGUAAUUUUAAUUA